Messenger RNA from Spizellomyces punctatus DAOM BR117, 2400 nucleotides. Its product is annotated as fumarate hydratase, mitochondrial. Gene Ontology annotation, biological process: tricarboxylic acid cycle; fumarate metabolic process; malate metabolic process. Lineage: Eukaryota; Fungi; Chytridiomycota; Chytridiomycetes; Spizellomycetales; Spizellomycetaceae. Gene Ontology annotation, molecular function: fumarate hydratase activity. Bases 744 to 2222 code for a protein of 492 amino acids. The transcript is spliced from 9 exons. The record is from RefSeq and is a predicted model, not a curated record. Gene Ontology annotation, cellular component: tricarboxylic acid cycle heteromeric enzyme complex; mitochondrion.
CUUUCCAUUGGGUCUUUUGAUGGGUUUCCUUCGUUGAUUGGAAGGACAUUUGCACGAGGGGAGUUGGCUGAUCACCCAACAGAACGUGUUUGCUUCUUGCUUGUUGCGCCAGAAGCUGCUGCUGUGCGGAAUGGCUUUUAUUUUUACCCUUGCAUUAAUACGAUUUCCACAUUCUUUGUGUAGAAUUUGGAAGCUCCCCGCAUGGUCCUCGUAGGUGUUUUCACUUUUUCCAUUCAGCUUUCUACUGGCCUUGCUGUCUGCGCAAUUUUCUCCUCCUGCGGGCACAUGGAUGUACUUUUGUUGUUGUCGGGCGGAGAAGGUGUGACGCUUUUCGAGUCAUUCGAUUUUUUGCAAGUUAUCUGGCAGAGAAUGUUCCAAAAGAUGCAUGAUAUAUCCUUUGACUCUGUGGUGCCAUGAGCUUGUCAUAUGUCGAGACUCUACUGAGAACUGACACACAUUACUGAAUACAAUCCUUGGUGUUCACUGGGUGCAUCACUGGGUGCAUGCAUCGUUUACCAAUGGUUUUAUCCAAAUGCUUUGUGAGCAGUUUGGACUCUUCGGAAAUCGACGGGUCGUACCGCACCCGGUCGUCGGCUUAGUCGCGCGGAUCCUCAUUCGGAAUUCGGGUAAGCACGGAAGGCCAUCACGUGACUAGAAUAAUCGAUGAAUUGCCAAAAUGACUUUGACAAAAGUUUGGGCAAUUCCCAAAAAAAAGGUUUUGAGCAACAGAUUUGGCAGCAGCAAUGUUCCGCAUCGCGACAACGCUCUCUGUCCGGGCUGGUGUGCGCCCAGUGCACCCUCGCACAUUUUCAACUGCUUCGUCUCUGUUGCAACAGUACAGGGUCGAGAAGGACACUAUGGGUGAGCUCCAAGUUCCUGCGGACCGCUACUGGGGUGCUCAAACGCAGCGAUCCCUUCAAAACUUUGACAUUGGAGGUGAAACCGAACGCAUGCCGUACCCCGUCAUCAAAGCCUUUGCCAUCGUCAAAAAGGCUGCUGCAAAAGUGAAUUCCGAAACGCACUUGGACAAAAAGAUUGCAGAGGCAAUCGUUCAAGCCGCAGACGAAGUCAUUGCUGGGAAGCACAAGGACCACUUUCCUCUUGUUGUCUGGCAAACGGGUUCCGGUACCCAGACCAACAUGAAUGUGAACGAAGUCCUCUCCAACCGUGCGAUUGAGAUCUUGGGUGGCGAGCUCGGUAGCAAAAAGCCGGUUCACCCCAACGACCACGUCAACAAUGGUCAAUCCUCCAACGACACCUUCCCCACCGCCAUGCACGUCGCCGCCGUUAUUGAGAUUCACGAGCGAUUGAUCCCCGCCUUGGAGAAACUUGAAAAGGCCCUCCAAGCCAAGGUGGCCGAAUUCAAGGACAUUAUCAAGAUUGGCCGUACCCACUUGCAGGACGCAACUCCCUUGACCCUUGGCCAAGAGUUCUCUGGUUACGCUCAACAGGUCACGUAUGGUAUCGAGCGUGUCAAGAGUGCCCUUCCCCGUCUCUACAACCUUGCUCAAGGAGGUACCGCCGUCGGCACGGGUCUCAACACGAAGGCUGGUUUCGACGCCAAGGUGGCUGAGCAGAUUGCAAAGGAUACCGGCUUGCCCUUCAAGACGGCCCCUAACAAGUUUGAAGCCCUUGCUGCCCACGAUGCCAUUGUGGAGGCCAGUGGUGCCCUCAACACUAUUGCCGUAUCACUAAACAAGAUUGCCAACGAUAUCCGAUUGCUUGGAUCGGGUCCUCGUUGCGGUCUUGGCGAACUCCGUCUUCCCGAAAAUGAGCCUGGUUCAUCCAUCAUGCCCGGAAAGGUCAACCCCACGCAAUGCGAGGCCAUGACAAUGGUGUGCGCUCAGGUGAUUGGCAACCACACUGCUGUCACUGUCGCAGGAGCUCAAGGUCAUUUUGAGCUCAACGUCUUCAAACCCGUUCUCAUCCGCAACCUCCUCCACUCUGUCCGCCUCGUCGCUGACGCCUCCGUGUCCUUCACCGACAAGUGUGUCACUGGCAUUGAAGCCAACGAAGCCCGCAUUUCCUCCCUCCUCCACGAAUCCCUCAUGUUGGUUACGGCGUUGAACCCGUACAUUGGUUACGACAAUGCAGCCAAGGCGGCAAAGAAGGCUCACAAGGAGGGCACUACUUUGAAACAGGCUACUGUGUCCUUGGGUCUGUUGACUCCGGAAGAGUUUGACAAGUAUGUCAGGCCCGAACAGAUGAUUGGACCUAAAUGAUGAGACCCGGUUGGGUAACGUAGCACGGUAGAUAGCAUUUUUUUAUUUCGUAUUUUAUCAGCGCUCUAGAUUCUCUGUAGAAGUUUUCUCAUAACAUUAUUUGCAUCCCUUUUAUUUGGUUUGUUCUAUUACAAUGGGACCUGAUCUUGCGUUGGUCAACUUUUCGAUAACUUGGAAG